AGUUAUUUUAAGUGACAGGAAAAUAAGGUUUAAGUCCAUGAAAUGAAAUGAGUUUUCUAGUUUAAUGUGGAUAUUAUUCUCUGGCAAUAAAACCGGAGUUAUCGUAGAUUGUGUCACGUGGAGAAUCAAAUAGAAUUGCCAACUCGCAGUCAACUAGGGAAAAUUCCAAGAUGAAAUCGAGAAAACAUCUGUAAUAAUGUCAUUAAAUGAUAGAUGACCAUUUUACCAGAUUCCAUAAAAAUUGAUGUAACGGAAAUGAUAUAAUUUACUGACGUUUGAAAAUGGAAAGAAUACCGGAAAUCCCAUUCCCUCCCUUUGAUGAUCCGGAACCAAAACCGGUUACAAGUAAUGGAGAUUUGGGACAUUCUGAAAGUUUUAACCUUUCAUUGUCAGACAGUUUUGUCACAGCCCAUGAUGGUUCAACGAUCUGCUCCGAUCAAUUUCGUAGCAUGACCUUUGAUAGCUUCAGAAGUUUAUCUACCGACACAUUCGUCACACCACCUGGCUCUGAAAGUUCACGCAGUCGGUACGCCGUUAGAGAAAUACCGCGCACAUUCCCUCGCACACCAUCGGAUGGCGUACCGGAAGAUCAGACAUUCCGUGAUUCUUCCGACUCCCAACAGACUGUCAAGAGUGUCAUACUCACUAACGGCAAGUUUGCUUCAGAAUCCUUCUUAGCUAAAAGCAAAAGUCAGAAUUCUUUGAAAUACGAAGCGAAACGAAUGUCAAGUGGUAACCUUAGUAGUGUCAGCAGUUCCAUAUUUUCCAAGGGCAGUGACAAAGGCAAAUCCAAAAACAAAGACAAGGCAGGGACAAGCAAGGCCAAAAAAGGCUCACGAAUAUCAUUACCAUUGUCCAAAUCGUUUCAACAUAUAUUCCGUGACUCUCAAAUCAUUAAGACUCCUGGCAGUACUAUUACUACUCCAUCGGACAAAGCAAACAGCACAGCCACCACUCCUGAUGAUAGAUCUGAAACCAAGAAAAAGAUGGGUGGUACAAGAGCUCUGCUUAUUCAAAAGGCGAAAAGUAAGAUCAUCAUGUUGAAGGUCCUAAGAGAAUUCCGGGGUCGCUCACAGACCAGACCUAUAGCAGAGAAAACGGCCAAGAUGAAGAUGGAUAAAGAUAAAGACGAGACUUCGGCAAAAAGUGACGAUAAGGACACAGAUGAACUAACGAGCUCGCCCGAACCCGAUCCGGAGAUGUUUAAAAACCGAGGAGGCCAACAGAAAUUCAUCAUUCUGCAUUAUUCACCAUUUAAAGCCGUGUGGGAUUGGAUUAUACUACUGUUAGUUUUAUAUACGGCUGUUCUUACACCAUAUUCAGCCGCCUUCCUCCUAAACGAAGAUGAAAUACGGAUGAAGCUAAAUCGGGACGCCGCCACUAGGAAUCAAAAUGCCGAGAGAAACACGGCUGAUCCUUUGGUUAUUGUAGAUUUAAUCGUAGAUAUAAUGUUUAUAGCAGACAUUUUGAUCAACUUCCGGACUACUUAUAUACAAAACGGCGAAGUUGUCAGUGAUCAGCAGAAAAUUGCCAACCAGUACGUGAAGGGCUGGUUCGUUAUCGAUACCAUUGCUGCCAUUCCUUUUGAUUUGCUUCUUUUUGGUUCUGGAACCAGUGACACAAUGACAGUUACUGGAAUCCUAAAACUUGCUCGAUUAUUGAGGUUAUUGAGGGUUAUUAGAAGAAUUGAACAAUUCGCUCAGUAUGGUGUAGCUGUGCUCCUACUUUUGAUGGUGACUUUCACAUUAAUUGGACAUUGGCUAGCUUGUAUAUUUUACGCAAUUGCUAACGUAGAGCGUCCGCAUCUACAUGCUAGUAUCAGUUGGUUAGAUGUGUUAGCUGGCACCACUAAAAGACCAUAUUUUGUGAACGAUACAACGAGUGGACCAACAAUACGGUCAAAAUACAUAACUGCUUUAUAUUUUACCUUUACCAGUUUAACCAGUAUCGGAUUUGGAAACGUGGCACCAAACACCAAUGCUGAGAAAAUAUUUUCUAUUUUUGCCAUGAUGCUUGGAUCCUUACUGAGUGCUGCCAUAUUUGGUAACGUAUCUUCUAUCAUGUUGAGAUUAUAUCAAGGUUCUGAUGAAUACCAUGAAAAUGUCCAGAGUAUCAAAGAAUUCAUAAUAUUUCACCAAAUACCAAAAACUUUAGCCAACCGCUUGCAAGAAUCCUUUCAACAUUCGUGGACCUAUACUAACGGUAUCGAUAUGAACAAUGUUUUGAAAGGUUUCCCCGAUUGUCUCCAGGCAGAUAUAUGUCUUCACCUAAACCGUAAUUUGUUAAAUAAUUGUCCAGCUUUUAAAGGAGCCAGUCCAGGUUGUUUGCGAGCGUUGUCACUAAAAUUCAAAUCUACCCACGCACCUCCAGCGGACACGUUGGUUCAUCCGGGAGAUAUAAUAACAGCAAUAUACUUUAUAGCUCGUGGUUCAUUAGAAAUAUUAAAAGAUGAUAUAGUUAUGGCUAUUUUAGGUAAAGAUGAUAUAUUCGGUGAAGAUAUUAAGAACAGCGUGGGUGUUGGAAAAUCCAUGUAUUGUGUUAGAGCUUUGUCUUACUGUGAUAUUAAUAAAAUAGAGUUGGACGAUUUCAAAGAAAUACUACAAACAUAUCCAGAAUUCUCAGAGAGUUUCAUGCAGCUGUUCCAAGUUACCUUCAAUCUCAGAAAGGGCACGUUGCUAGAGCGAAAAGUAAAAGCCAAGAUGGAAGAUGAAACUUUACGGUUUAUACGACAACGACGACCACGCUUACAAUGCAAGCGACGACCUACAGACUCCGAUGUUAGUAGUAGAGGACUGAGACAGAGACGAGCUAUGGGUUCUGAAGGUAGAGAUCGAGAUCGAGAUCUUCUAGACCUUUCUGGAAGUGAAGAUGAAGGCGUGGGUAUUCUCGAACUAUCAGCUGCCGCUACCACAGAAGACGUUGGAGAUGACGAUUUUGCACGAAAAUCAGAAAUGCCCCGAAAAAGUUCUCAAACGUCAAUAGCUGGUGCCAUGUCUAACCUUAUCAGUGCUGUUUCUGGUAAGACGAAGAAAGAUAAGCAAGGCACAAGUAGAGAAACCAGACCACUUCUACCCAGAACAUCUCAUGGGCUUCCUAAAAAGGAUAUUACGUCAGACAGCUUAAUUGGACAACCAGGAUUAUCACCAAUAGCCUCAAGCGGAACUACUUAUACUCCAAAAUCAUCAUCCAGUGCCGGCCAAAUAUGGAAGUUCCCGCAUAAUAUCGAUUACGAAAUCCGACAGCAUACAGAAAAGGGCAGUAUUCAUUCCUUGGCCGAUAUUGAUCAUAAACUCGAGAGUUUAUAUGAGCGAAUGCAUAAUUUUGAAAACGAUUUGUACACGACCGUCGACGCCAUAUUGGAGAUAUUGGGGCACAGGCCAAAGGUGACGUUGGAUUCCACGGAGGUGCCGCUGUCGCCCACAUUCAGGGGAGAUAAAUCUGUUCGGCCCAAAGCACCCAGACUUGUUCGAUCACCAAGUGAUCUGGAUCGAACGUUGAAACAUGUCGGCUAAAGGUGUUAAUGAUGUUGGUUGUUCCAAGUAUGGACUAGAAAGUAUGAAAAUUGGUGUUAAUUGCUGUCUGAAAACUGGAAAAUCCAGACAGAACGAUUUAUACGUAUUACAAAGCGAGUUGUCAGCUAAUUCGUUUGAUCUGCUUGCAUCAAGCUCUUCAACAAUACUAAGGUCGUAAGUUUCUUUUGAGUGGUUAUUUUGAAAAAGAAUCAAAUGUAGAUUUAUUUUCGUCUGUCGUCUAUAAACAUUCCCAUUGUAUAGGUUUUAUGAAGAACCGCUAGUUUAUACAAAGAAGGGACAUUUGUGGCUUUAACAAUAACGGAGUUACCGUUCCUCGUUGUUUGUUUUUUUCUCAGUGGUUGUACUGAGACAGUGACCAGUUAAAUGAACUAAUAGCUGUGAUAAAAGGACAUAUAGUGUAUUCAUAUGCCAAUAAGAUAAACUGUACAUACAUAAUUAUUAUAUAUUAAAUAACGAGAUAAAUAUACUACUAUACGUUACAACGAUAUUGAGUUUAGUGAAAUAUAUAUUGUCAUGUGAUAUAAUUGUAUAGAUUUGAGUUUAUGUUAAAUAUUAUACAUCUUGUAACAUUACAAUAUGUUUUGACCUUUGACAUUGAUCUGCUGUGUAUGUUUAUUAUAUAUAGACACUGUGUAUUGCUUGGAUUUUUAAAGGGCAUUAAAAGAUGCCUCGAUCAUUAUAUAUUAUGUCUAUCAUUAUUUGUGGAAGAUUGCAUAUAAUGCAUGAUAACUAUCACUUUAGAACAAACAAAAUGUAUCAUAUAUUGUAUGUUUAUUGUAAUUUUGAUUGAACAUGAAUGUUUAUAUAACUAACUCCCUGUAUGUCCAUUAUGCUGUCUGUUUCCGGACAACAACUUCGCAAUCCUUUUGAUAUUUAGGUAUUUUAUCCACAGUUUUAAGAAUAUAUUGUUGAAGAUAAUAAUUAUUGUUGCUAAGUUGGAUAACUGGUGGUGUUUUUUAAAAGAAAGAAUGAGCAUAUCGUGCCUCGUACACGACACUCGUCACAACUAAUAGAUGUAUGAAACAAUAGUUUGGAGCUGCAUUUCUAAGGAAGUUAGGGGGUAGAAAUUACCCCGGGGUCAAAGGCCACCAGCAAAUUCACCAGCCCAGUUUAAAUACAAAAUAAACCCGACUGAUUGCGCUUACCCCCCGAGGAUCGCGGAACAGUGUUGCCAAUUAAUGUUGAAUCAGUGACCGAUAUCGUGUAUUUACUUUGUCCUUUAAGAUUAUAAUUUAUUGUCCUUGGUGCAUCCAGUGGAUUUUGAAGAUAUUACUCGUGGAAUUUGAAUUAUACAUAAUUGGAAAAUGAUUUCAUUCCAUCAAAUUAUCAGAAAUUGGGUGCCCGAAGAUGUUAUCGUGGUAAUAAUGUUCCUGGAUACGGGAAUUCCAAAGAAAUAUUAUAAUAUAAUUAUAUAUAUAUGUGUAUUUUAAGUCUAUUAACAGGUUGUAUUUGGAUGAAUAUGUAUUAAGAUUAUAAUUUAUUGUCCUUGGUGCAUCCAGUGGAUUUUGAAGAUAUUACUCGUGGAAUUUGAAUUAUACAUAAUUGGAAAAUGAUUUCAUUCCAUCAAAUUAUCAGAAAUUGGGUGCCCGAAGAUGUUAUCGUGGUAAUAAUGUUCCUGGAUACGGGAAUUCCAAAGAAAUAUUAUAAUAUAAUUAUAUAUAUAUGUGUAUUUUAAGUCUAUUAACAGGUUGUAUUUGGAUGAAUAUGUAUCAAAAAAUGUUUAGUUUGUUAAUGAACAUACGAAAUCUUUAAACAUAUCUAAUUGAUUAUGAAAUUUGUAUUGUAUCGCCUUUGUUGUUAAUAGAUGUGCAUGACUAUCAUUAUAUAGAUAUGAUAUACUGGCUUUAUAUAGAGUUUUGAUAUAAUUAUAUAUUAUGUAUAACGUGAUAGAGAAUUAUAAUACAUAGUAAUUUUAUAGUAAAA
Messenger RNA from Patella vulgata (common limpet), 5456 nucleotides. Its product is annotated as potassium voltage-gated channel subfamily H member 6. Gene Ontology annotation, biological process: potassium ion transmembrane transport; membrane repolarization during action potential. Bases 282 to 3512 code for a protein of 1076 amino acids. Gene Ontology annotation, molecular function: inward rectifier potassium channel activity. The transcript is spliced from 14 exons. The record is from RefSeq and is a predicted model, not a curated record. Gene Ontology annotation, cellular component: membrane. NCBI's taxonomy places the organism in Eukaryota, Metazoa, Mollusca, Gastropoda, Patellidae.